CGUCGUCGCCAAAGCUUCGUCGGCUGCCGGCAGUGCGUUAGUUCAGUUUCGCGAUGGAACGACCGGUGUCACGACCGUCGACGUUCGUCCUCGAAAAUAAAUACGCUUCCGUUACACGUGCGACUUCGAUUAUUGUUCUAGUCGAAUUUCUUAUAAACUAUUUUUUUUUUUUUUAAUAUAUAUAAAUAUUUCUAACAAACAUUUAUAAAAGUUUCCAAUCAAAAAACUGUUACGCUAUCCGCAAGCAGAUGGACGACGCUACUAGACAACGACUAUGAGACGGGUAUCGCAAUAUAAUCAUCAUCACUAUCACCACCAUCACAAUCACCAUGAUAAAUGUCGCAAGCACUCGGCUAGCCGGCGGGGCCAGCAUAGGUGGCCCGAAGUCGCAGUGACCGUGUACUUGACUGUGGCUGUGGCCGUCAUAUUGAGUUACUGGAACGGACUCAACGGUGAUUUCGUACAUGAUGAUAUACCCGCCAUUACGAUGAAUGGAGACGUUUUAGGCACAAAUCCAAUUUUACAAGUAGUAACCAACGAUUUCUGGGGUACUCCUAUGGCUGAUCCUAAUAGCCACAAAUCGUACAGACCUCUAACGACGCUAACGUUCAGGAUGAAUCAUUACAUGUUUGGCCUAGAACCCGUUUGGUUUCACCUUAUCAACGUUGUUCUCCAUGGACUGUGCAGUGUACUCUUCGCUAGACUUUGUAUAGCCGUGGCUGGAUUACAAUACAAGUACGGGGUAUUAGCUGGAGUGGUAUUCGCCAUCCAUCCUAUUCAUACAGAAGCGGUCACGGGUAUUGUCGGAAGAGCUGAUAUUUUGGCCUGUUUAUUUUUUUUACUUUCCUUUUUAACGUACCAUGAGUCACAGAAAAAAUCUAAAGAACAAGUGCUAUUAAGUUGCACAUUUGGAGCAUUGUCGAUGCUAGCCAAAGAAACAGGACUAAUGGUGCUUUUAGUAAACUUGGCUUACGACAUUUAUUCUUCGUGGACUCAUAUUAAAAAAUCAUUCAUAGAAAAAAAACAUUCAGAAGAAUCAAGAUUAUUCACAAGGAGAGCUCUGAAAACUAUUUUUGCUACAGCUAUAUUGUUAACAUUCCGGCUAUACAUGCUCCAAGGUAGUUUGCCGAAAUUCACUGAACCAGAUAAUCCAGCUGCAUUUCACGACAGUUCCCGAGUCAGACUGUUGAGUUAUUGUUAUGUGGCUGUAUUCAAUCUAUGGUUGAUGUUGUGUCCUUCGGCUUUGAGCCACGACUGGCAGAUGAACUCGUUACCAUUGGUCACGUCUGUCAACGACAUCAGAAACCUCGGGACAUGUGUUGUUGCAGCUUUUUUGUUUUGUGCGACGUGCAAGAUACUAUCGGACAUGGACAGCCAGAAACAUGUUCCUCAGGUACUUGCGGCACUUCUUCUUGUUGUUCCUUACAUCCCUGCUUCCAAUCUUUUGGUCACCGUUGGAUUUGUGGUGGCUGAGAGGGUACUUUAUAUACCGAGUAUGGGAUUAAUUUUAUGGUGUGUUUAUGGUCUUCAAACUCUAAUGAAUUCCAGAAAAUCACGUUUGCUAAAUAUAUUGAUUAAGCUCCUCGUCGGCCUUACACUUAUAGUUUUCGUUGCGAGAACCGCAAUAAGAAAUAGCGAUUGGCUUUCUAGGCCUACAAUUAUUAAAGCCGGUUUGAAAACGUUACCGCACAACGCUAAAAUGCACUAUAAUUGGGCCAACUACCGAAGGGACGUUGGAGACACGCAAACAGCUGUGAGCCAUUACAGGGAAGCACUGAGGUUAUGGCCAUCUUAUGCCAGUGCUCACAAUAAUUUGGGUACGUUGAUGGAAAGGUCCAGAGAUGCUGAACAUCAUUUUUUAGCCGCAAUUCGCUUCUCUCCUGGCCAUGUUAAUGCGCAUUACAAUUUGGGCCAAGUUUACAGAUUAAUGAAUCGCACCAAAGACGCUGUAGCUAUGCUGGAACGUUGCCUAAGACUAAAUAGUGGGUACACGGCUGCGUAUUUAUUACUGGCCAAAAUGCAUACAGGAAGCCAAACAGGACGACUAUUAAAACAUGUGGCCACGUACCAGCCAAAAAAUCCCGAUCACCAAGCUCGAUACGCAAAAUGGCUUCAUGAUAACCAUCAUUUAGCAGAAGCUUUAUUUUAUUACAAGAGGGCCAUGACAGUUAAAAUGGAACACAGGGAUUCAGUACUAGGUUUAGCCAGAGUACUUAGAGAUCAGGGACAAAAAUCAAGAGUGUAUAGACUCAUUACAUGGUGGCAGACGACCAGGAGAAGUAAUUCGGUACCAGGUGGUGGUCGAAUUGUUUUUGCUGGUGACCUUUAUGUCAAAGGAUGGCAACUUUACAAACAGGGACAAACUACAGCACCAUUGCCUUCUGGCAGCGACACAUCACGACAGUGCAACAGUGAUAGAAAAAUUGCCAUGUGUAAUAGCAUACAAUUAUCUCACGUGAUGAUUCCUGGAAAGUGACUGACCGAACGGAAAAAAGCGAAAUGAAGAUAAAAUGAAGAACACGGUUUUUACUAACUAAAUAAAAUGACACCAAAAACAUAUACAACAUGCUUCUGUCAGAUAUUUAUAUAUUAUUACAAUGUGUCCUUUAUAUGCUAAAAUAAAAUAAUUUAUGAUAUCUAUUGUAUAAGUAACAAAUAUUUAUAAUGGACUUGUGUAAUAUAGUGAUUUUAUUUAUUUAAAA
Molecule: messenger RNA, 2702 nt
Organism: Daktulosphaira vitifoliae (grape phylloxera)
Lineage: Eukaryota; Metazoa; Arthropoda; Insecta; Hemiptera; Phylloxeridae
Product: protein O-mannosyl-transferase TMTC1-like
Exons: 15
Coding region: 275-2476 (733 amino acids)
Biological process (GO): protein O-linked glycosylation via mannose
Molecular function (GO): mannosyltransferase activity; protein binding
Source: RefSeq, a predicted model, not a curated record